This is a messenger RNA of Paramuricea clavata, 6149 nucleotides long. The record is from the annotation of a GenBank genome assembly. Lineage: Eukaryota; Metazoa; Cnidaria; Anthozoa; Malacalcyonacea; Plexauridae.
UGUUAUGAAAUCAAAAAAAUCUUCAUUACAAACCUUUUCAAGUUCAGAUUCCAAUUUUAAGAUAUCUUGUUCAUUCUGUUCAAUCUGAAAUCUAUAUUCAUACAGAAAAUCACACUGGGUUAUGUUCCAGAAAUAUAUGCCAGUUUCUGUACAUGAUGCAGACAAACAACAAACUACAUCUGAAACUGUGUAGCAAUGGUCCUUGCUACUAUUAUAAUUAAGUUAUCGAACUUUGAGAUGUUGAAGUUUGUUUUAUUUUUCAGGUAGUGUAGAUGCAUCCAACACACAAGCCAGCAUUUGAAAAACAUGCAUAGAAAAAUUUGAUUCACCCAGAACUUGAAACAAGGUUCCUAAAGUUACCGAUCGGCAGUUAUGACUUUCCCUGGUUGUAAAGCCUGUUUUCCCACUGAUCAUAGACAAUUUUUUACCGAUUAUUGAUUGGUGAUCAGCUGUUAUUUCAAGCCCUGUUUGCCAAUGUUUUUUCAGGUUGAAAUGUUGGGUAGAUAUAGAGUGAUGACUGAAAGUUGUCAAGAGUAACAAUCAAAGUAAUUUGCUUUGAUAAAUCAUCAGUCUAAUAGGGUGUUGAUGAUUUGUUUAUAUGAGGGUCAGUGACAUAUGGUAUUGAUAGAUGUCAUUCUCUUGCAUGAGCAAAUUGUCUAAACAUACCUCUGUUUUAAAAUGCACUUUGACAAAUUUCAUGUUUCAUCAAAUACUUUGUUUUCUCUAGUUUAAUUAAUAAUAGCUUUUAUCCUGCUAAUCAUGUUUUUCAUAACAAAACAUAAUUAAUUGACUAAUUGCAACAUUUUUCUGCAUAUAAUCUCAAAUUCAUACACAUUGUUUACGUUAUAGUGAUGCAUGUUCAUAAACUCCAACGAAAGACACCUUUUCAGGCUGCUAUUAGUAUUCGAACAGGACCUAUUCUUAAACAUCUUUUAACUACUUUUGUUCACCUAUUGUGCGUAAAAUAAAAACACAUUUCUCAAGAAAGAUCAUGCUAAAUACAAGAGGGAUCAUUUUCACCUGAAGAAUGGAGAGUCUUUGAGGCACUCUGAAAAUUCCAAUUUUUGUAACAUGGUGUAUAUUAUAAAGCUAUCUCUUUACUCAUAAUAUUCCGACGUUUUAAACCAUAAAACUUCCAUUCAACUCAAAAUUAUGAGCGUUUAUAUAUUUCCGCGGUGUUGUUCCCUACCGGCGUAAAAUCCUUUACAGGAAGUAAACACUCCCGAAUUUGGGGGCGUUUUUCCGGUACGUGACAUCGUCACGGUUGAUGAAGAAUAUUUCGCUUACAUGAAAUUGGGCGGAACUAUAACCGCUCGAAUAUUGUUUUGAUCGCACAGGCUCAAAGUCUUUCCUUGUGUUCGUUGUUGGAACGUUCAGCCGUAUUUUGCACGUGGUCAAGAAAUAGAUCAAAAUAUGUCAGGUAAAAAUCGUUUUAAUCUUAACUAAAACAUUUAGUGACCUAAUAUGAUAACUGGUUAUUGUUCUGAUUGUACUUAGAAAUUUAUAGUAUGCGUCGUGUUAAAAUAAAAAGCGAUUUUCAAUUUGGGGUUUUUGGAAUUCCCCAUUUGCAUGUCAUUGCAUUCUUGUCAUCGCACGCGAUGUAUAUCGGGUAGGUUUUUGGUCGGUUUCUUGUUAAACCCGUCGCUGAAUUUGCUCUUUAUUUUGUGUAAAUAUUUCCCGGUUUUUUUUUGGACAGAAUUGAUUUCCGUUGCGGAAACCGCUACAUGAUACUAGGGAGGGUUUUUGGCUAUUUUGUCUGAAGUUGGUAAAUUUGCCCAUCAACUGAGGAGGAAUAUUGACCAGUGUGGAAACUUUAUAUCGCGCGGCCGCACAAUUUUGAUGCUUUAUAUAUAUUUACUAUUAAAUUUUUGAAAUCUUGGCCGCGCAAUUUCCAAACUUUCAAUCAGGGACAUUGCCUAUUUGUGUGCAAGUUUUAAUCUGAUUAGCCAAUCACAGGUCCAAGCUGAUCGGUUGAGCAAAUCGAAACCAUGCAUCAAAUGAACUUUCUCGGUGAAAACAUUGAACAUUGUCAUGAGAAUAGACAUGUUUUAUCUGCGACCAUUCAGCCUUAGUUGCAAGCGACGGUAGGCCCCUCGAUUCAUACACCACUGUCCUGUACAUGUCUAAAUGCUUGUCCUUAAUAUUUUAGGUGAAGGGUUUUCCAGGUAUGUUACAUAUAAGCUGUUUGGGUGAAAUAGUUAAUUCAACUUGUGAAGAAAGUUUAGCUCAGAUAUAUAAAUUUUGCUGAUAUAUAUUGCAUGAACAUCUAUCUAGCAGCAAAAUGCCCCCUGCCUUGUUAUCCUAUAUUUUCUGAUGCAAGAUUUCUCAUUCUUAUAUUGUCAUUAGGUUUUUAGCAUGCAUAUUUAGGUCACAGACCACAGUAUAUCCCAUUGAGCCGUCCCAGUGCGCCCUACUUAUUUUUUUACUUGUCUCACGCCAGACAAUUUUACUUGUCAGUGAGCAAGCUCUGCAUCUUAAAUUAAUGGGUUAACCAAAAAAUCUGACAAUGUCUCUAGUUAACCCAUUGAGCUGCAAUGGCCCCCAGUACUUGUUUUUUUACUUGUUUAAUGCCAUAUGAUUUUACUCGUCAAUGGAGAAGUUCUGUGGCUUAACGGGAUAUACUGCAUUGAAUUGUAUUUUAAUUAAUAUGACAUAAUUAUGUAGCCCAAACGUGAAUCAUUAUCCUGGCCAAUAUCAAUUUACCAUCCAUCCUGGAUUGCAACAUGAUGAGAGCCAGUUCAUUCAAAAAAAUGUUGAAUUUACGGUAUGUUUGUUUAUCCUACAAUGAAUAUGUAUAAUUUAUGCUUCAAAUUUUUUUCCAUUUGAAGGAGAGAGGGGUAUAUCUACUAAUAAUAGUAAAAAAUGGGAUUAAACUUCCACUUUCCUCUGUGAGGGUAGUGUGGACAGAUAUUUUCUGGAAUGACCAAACACGUCUCUCCUUAUUGAUCACUUUAAUCUGUGCAAGGUUUAAUAUUUUAUUCCAGGUCAUUUUAUCAAGUGUAGAUUAGGUAUAUGUCAUUAUGCUAUAGAUAUAGGACCUACGUAUCAUACAGUCAUUGCUCUAGUAAAUACAUUGCUUUUUAUUGCCACUAUAGUUUUCAACAAAGCUCAACUGUUUAUUUGUAAAGAAAAAAGCUGUUUGUCCUUUUGGAAUAUUUACAUCAGGUAGGACUUAGGCAGUUGCAAUAUUGAAAAAAAUCAAUAUAUCGAUAUGGGGAAAAAAUAUCGAUAAUAUUGACUAUAUCGAAUUUUGCAAGUGAGAAAACAUAAUUUAAUCAACUUGCAUGUGUUUUCCCAAUAUACAACGUUUAUAGAAUAGUCAAUAUUUAAUUCAAUAUAACUUCAUAUAUUAUUUAUGUCGGGAAUAUCGAUAUUUAUCGAAAAUAUUGACAUAUCGCAACUGUCUAGUAGGACUUGAUUGAACCCUCUGUUUUGUUUCCAAGAUAGAUCAUUGAUCACUGAAUGGAUCAUUGAUUACUAAAGUAGUUCAUUGUAUACUAAAUAGAUAAUUGAUUACUAAAUAGAUCAUUGAUCACUGAAUGGUUCAUUGAUCACUAAAGUAGUUCAUUGUAUACUAAAUAAAUAAUUGAUCACUAAAUAGAUCAUUGAUCACUAAAAUAGAUUAUUGAUUACUAAAAUAGAUCAUUGAUCACUAAAAUAGAUCAUUGAUUACUAAAAUAGAUCGUUGAUUACUAAAAUAGAUAAUUGAUUACUAAAAUAGAUAAUUGAUUACUAAAAUAGAUCAUUGAUUACUAAAAUAGAUCAUUGAUCACUAAAAUAGAUAAUUGAUUACUAAAAUAGAUAAUUGAUUACUAAAAUAGAUCAUUGAUUACUAAAAUAGAUCAUUGAUUACUAAAAUAGAUCAUUGAUUACUAAAAUAGAUCAUUGAUCACUAAAAUAGAUCAUUGAUUACUAAAAUAGAUUAUUGAUUACUAAAAUAGAUUAUUGAUUACUAAAUAGAUCAGUGCACUGUAGGAGCAGUAACAUCUUUAUUUCAGUGUAUGGGAUGUGUGUUAAAACUAGAGAAGCAAACUGUCUAGUUGAUGGUAUUUUUUCUGCAGAUACUCCACCUCCGAACAGUGAAAUUAAAGUUGUUGUUUUUUCUGAGGAUAAUGUGCCUGUCAUGAGAUGUCGGUCACACACUGAAGGCAAUGACAAUCAAUGUGAAGGUAUAACAAAAGUACAGUAUGUUCGGCUUAACAUUAUCAGUUUGCACUGUGCUCUAAGGCCUAUCCACACACUACAGUUAGUUGUAUACAGGGCAAGAAAAAAAUCAUUUUCUUCCUGGGAGCAAAACCUGGAGACAAAAAUUUCCUGCAGACCAACAGAGUAUUUUUGUGCUAAAUCAUGUCCAUACACAUAUAGUGUUGUAGCUGACAAUAGUUUUAAAUUCAAGGAAUAAUGUCUGUCAACCAUAUGUUGUUGCGCCCACAGUGGAACAUGGGUGUUAAGGUUUCCUUUAAAUUUUCAUUCAAACAAAUUUCCUGCAGCUGUUUAAAAUUUCCUGCUCGCAUGCUUAAAUAUUCUUUCCACCCCUGGUUGUAUAUAUAUGAUUGUCAUUCAGGGGUAAGAAAGUUACUGGUGAUGCAGUAAUUUUUGGGCAGCUAAUAGUAGAUAGGUUAUUUAUAUAAGGCCUAUAGUUACAUUUUUGCAACUGCUUUAAAUCUAUUUGUAUUCAGAAAUUCCAUCUACAAGAACCCAUCUAAGAUUGUACUGCCUCUUGAGGCUAAAUUUUUAAUUGUUUUCAGAUUUCAUAGCACCUCUUCACUUUAUGAGGUGUGAAAACCAAUCUGCAAUAUAUCAUUGCUGCAAAGACACUGGGACAUUGUCAUUAUCCUUGCCUUUUAUGAAACCUGAGAGUAAGUGCAUUUCAUUUCUUGUUAUUGAAAACCUGCUGUAUAUAUCUUUACAAUAUUACACAGUGAACUAUUUUCCUUUAGGUGUGGCAGAGAAUGUGGAGAAUUUCACAUUCCUCUGCUCCAGCAGAGGUUGUGUAAAGAAGGAGGUUUUUGUAAAGUUUUCCUUAAUAAACAGGUAUUGUAAGUUGUUGAAUGUACGGUAAUAUGGUUAUUACACUUCGUACCCUGUAGCAGUGAGUUAUUUGUUUCCAAGCAUGCUAUCUAAUCUUAGAUUUUCUCCAUUGCAGCAAUGUAGUUCUUGGCCACCACACAUUUGGUCUGCAUGUUUGUUCCACGCCUGGCAGAGAUCGUAUGAACCACGAAGCUGGGAAAACCAGCAGGAAAAGAAAAAGGCCUGCUGCAGGUAUAGUUUGGGACAAAGAGUGAAAGAGGGGAUUUGAAAUCGCAGAACUGCACAUAAAAUUUCUUAAAAUUUCAAUCAAAACCAAAAACCACAUAAUAAUGUCUGAGGAGGAGCCUAUAUAUAAAAACUACCUUCUUUGAAUCUUAGCAUUAAGUUAUAGGAUACCAAAUCCAGGCAGUAAUUUUAUCAUAGGUUUGGGACAGAACCAUUUGGCACAGAACCAAAGACUUUACUAAAUUACUUUUAUGGAACAUCAAUCUUUAUAUUUAAUUUAUUAACUUUGCCAGAUUCAAACAAUUAACGUUAAUACAAAAACUGGCAGGGCAAUCGCAACAGCUUGCGCCAAUUACUGCGAUCCCUAAAUGUUAGACAAAUACACUAUAUACGUACAUAGAAAAAAUCAAUUACUAACGAACUAUCAGAUUCAACUUUUCACAUUGCGACCCGCAGGACCACUUCUAAUUUCGGAUAUAUUUAUGAUAGAGGGCAACGCUUAUUAUUUUCACCCCUUGUUCAUGUUUCCUGCUCUAGUAAGCAUUCUGUUGGUAAUUAACUUAUUUUUGUACUGUUAGACUCGGAACACUCAGAUGACACUGUCUUGCCACCAUCACAGGAAACGUAUGAAAUUGUUGUAAGUGCAACUAAUAUUGUAUUUGUCAUUUUAGUCAAUGGUUCAAUAUUGAUAAACUGAUCUGUUAUGUAACACAGGUUAAAAAGGCUUGGAUUCGUGAUUAUCUACUUAGGAUAAACACCGGUCUCGAACUUUUGGAUGCUGUGCCGUUUGAAGAUCAACAGAAGUAUUUAAAAAGGUAUUUAUACUGUAUAUAUAUAUUUUUACAUUGAACUCUAGUGCAUUAAAACAGCCAUUUCACUAUGUCAUUGUUGUC